AUGGCGCGGAGAUUGUCUGAGAUGGCCGAGCAGGCUGUCCUGGAAGGAGGGAAAUCCGCGCGCAAGAACAUAGAACAGGCGGGGUUCUCAGACGAGUUGAAGAGACAGCUGGAAGAAAGAGUCGCCGCCGCGGCCUUCAAAGACGAGUAUCCAGCGGCUCACUCGAUACUCGAUAUGCCCGAGAGCGCAGGGGAAGGCACUCGAGCGACAGCCCUCGGCGAGGCCUGGACAGGAACGGAGAACAUGCACGAUUCCGCCCUCCGCAUGCUAGACGACAGCGCAAGGAAACCGAUCCGCACGCCCUACAAAAUCCCCAGUCCCGUCCAGACCAACCCCGUCGAUAUGCGCAUUACCCCCAAGCCGAAGCUGUCGCCCGGCCACCGUCUCGCCCACGCCAAGGACCAGAUCGGCACAUACAGUUUGAGCCAGAGCCCGGGGGUCUCGGAGCAGGAGCGCCAGGCUAUGCGGAAGGAGAUGCAAGAGCGGUUUACCCCCGGGGCUCGGCCGAUGCCUAUGUCUAUCCAGGGUCUGGCGUCGCUUGCGAACGAGCAGAUCGAGGAUGCCAUCAAGCGCGGCCAGUUCAGUUCGAUCAAGAAGGGCCGCGGCGUCAACACCCAGACCGACCACAACGCUAACAGCGCGUACAUCGACACCACCGAGUACUUCAUGAACAAGAUGAUCCAGAAGCAGGAGCUUGUGCCGCCGUGGAUCGAAAAGCAGCAGGAGCUGGCAAAGGAGGUGGACCGGUUCCGCCGGCGCAUCAGGACCGAGUGGCGGCGUCACGCCGCCCGGUUGAUCGCCAGCAAGGGAGGCACGCUGGAUGCUCAGAUGAGGCGUGCCGACGCAUACGCCGCCGCAGAAGCCCGAGUAGCAGAGCGAGCCGCCAUCGCCAAGUCAUUUCGUGACGAUAGCGACACCGAGACCCAUCCUUCACCAUCCCCUUCCCCCACCGAAACCAAACAAGAAGACACUCCCCAAUCAGAAACACCAUCCACACCAACAACCGAAGAAAAAGACAACCAACUCCCCCAUCUCGAACCCCUCCGCGACCCGAACUACCUCGCCAUCGAGCGACCCUACCACGAACUCACAAUCAAAACCCUCAAUGACGCCACCCGCACAUACAAUCUCCAAGCGCCGCCCGUCUCGCGGAAGCCGUAUCUCAACCUCGAGCGAGAGCUCAACGCAUGCUACGCUGAGGUCGCGCCGAGUCUAGCGGAAGAGAUUAAACGGCGUGCGCUAGAGAAAGCCCGCGGUCCGGUAUCGUCGGGUCCUCAGGCUGCUGGGAUUUUGGAAUCGCUGGGCACGGCGCAGACGGCUCAGGUUUAUGAUGAAGAUGUUUCUAAGGGGUAUGGGGUUAAGGAUCUCUUGCGGGAUUGGUUUUCGGGGAAGAAGGGUCGGGGUUGA
Messenger RNA from Aspergillus campestris IBT 28561, 1407 nucleotides. Its product is annotated as DnaJ family domain-containing protein. Bases 1 to 1407 code for a protein of 468 amino acids. The transcript has a single exon. The record is from RefSeq and is a predicted model, not a curated record. NCBI's taxonomy places the organism in Eukaryota, Fungi, Ascomycota, Eurotiomycetes, Eurotiales, Aspergillaceae.